Messenger RNA from Penicillium griseofulvum, 1743 nucleotides. Its product is annotated as fungal specific transcription factor domain-containing protein. Lineage: Eukaryota; Fungi; Ascomycota; Eurotiomycetes; Eurotiales; Aspergillaceae. Gene Ontology annotation, biological process: regulation of DNA-templated transcription. The coding region runs from base 1 to 1743 and encodes 580 amino acids. Gene Ontology annotation, cellular component: nucleus. Gene Ontology annotation, molecular function: transcription cis-regulatory region binding; DNA-binding transcription factor activity, RNA polymerase II-specific. The record is from RefSeq and is a predicted model, not a curated record. The transcript is spliced from 5 exons.
AUGUCGAUCCCCGUGGACAUGCUUGCCGUCGCUGUUUGUCACUUAGGUUGGCUUGAAUGUGAGCUUCCCGAGACAACAGAGCGGUUCCAAGACAAUGCAUCCACCUGGUCUGAUGCUACCGCCAUACCAUCAAUUGAGGAACGGCUUGUGUCCCUCGAACGAGGAAUGGGGGAGAUGAUACAUCUGAUGCGACAGAUGGUGAACCGCUCUCCCAGCAUGCCCUGCAGCACAACUUCACAGGCUAGAAGCAACAGCAUAGAUGGAACAUCCUCAAGUGAUAGCAUGUCCUCAUCUUUCUAUCCGCUCAAGCCCGCACAACUCAUUCGAGACCUGCAAGCCGAAUGUUUCGGCGAAAGAGAUAAUUUCUCCGAUGCUGACCUUCUCGGAGAUAUCGUCACUCAGGGAAUCGUAGAUUCCAAGCUUUCCAUGAAAUUGAUUGAACUUUUCAUCGAGUAUUUUGGCCAUUGGGUCUCAAUAAAUCAUUCUUCCAGCAUUCAGCGGUCGAAUACACUGCUUUUCAAUACUGCAUGUCUUCUAGCCUCGCGAUAUCUGCCUGGCCUACCACAACAAACUGUCCGCGAUAUCUCACUCCAUGUACAACAUGCCGUGGCGAAGGUGUUGUGGAAGCCCCCACCAAUGACAAGCGAUAUUCUGCAGGCGUUGACAUUGCUUUGUCUAUACUCUACUUCUAUUCACAAAGAAGGACUGAUGGAUGACUGGUUACUGAGCGGCAUCUCGAUUAACCAUGCCCUAAUCACUUUUAACUUCCUCAAUACCUUGCCUGGGGACAGUCUAAAUCCAGAUGAGUUGUUUGCUCAGUUGCGUUUGUGGAAUACACUCUGUGCAACCCAGCUACAUUCUGCUCUUGCAAAUGGCCGCACCGUCAAUAUCCAACAACAAUACAUCGACCAAUGUCCCCGUAUCCUAGAACACGCAGGAGCCACAGCAGAAGACGGAAGAAUCGUCGCAGAAAUUCAAUUAUACCGCAUCGCCCUCCAACUCCAACACAGCCAGCACCGCCUCCAAUUCGCAGAACCUGAAUACGAAGAACUGGAGCGCUGGAAAAUGGAAUGGGCACACCUCCUAACCACAAGCGAAGAAUCCACCCUUAACCUAAACCUCUGGUUCUGCCAACUCCUCCUCCACCGAACUGCCGCCCGCCUCCAACCCGACAGCGAGCGCCUAGCCCCGGAAAUAUGCGGCACUGCCCGCCUAAUAAUAACCCAGUUCCUCCAAACCCGCUUUACCUCCGCCCCCGCUCUAAUAGACCACGUCUACUUCAUCGUCGGCUAUGCCGCCCUCACCCUUUGCGACUAUACCCUCUCCGACCCAUUAAUCAGCCAAGUCCGCGGCUUCCUACUACACCUCGCCCCGGGCGGCGACAACCUCUCAUACCGGAUCGCGUGUAUUGUCGGCGAAGUACAGCGACGAUACUCCGAGGCCACAGCUGUUGUGGCUAACGGGUCUCAUUCGUCGUCGCCGGUUGCGGAGGUUAAGAGCGUGCAGAUGUUUGGUCCGUCCCACCAUCGUCCUGGCAUGGAUCUCUCCCAGCUUAUGUCAGGUGCGGAGGGACUUGAUUCCCUCGUUGAGGGAUAUAACUGUCUUGAGCAGAUGAUGCCUGGGUAUACAGCCUCGCAGCCUGGGUUUGAGGCACCGGACUUGUUUCAUCAGUCUCCUGGAACUGGUGUUACUGGUGGGGCUAUGCCUGUUGGCCUGGUGCCGAGGGCGUUGCAUGAUUGGUGA